Messenger RNA from Closterium sp. Yama58-4, 1233 nucleotides. The record is from the annotation of a GenBank genome assembly. NCBI's taxonomy places the organism in Eukaryota, Viridiplantae, Streptophyta, Zygnematophyceae, Desmidiales, Closteriaceae.
AUGACUUCCCUUCGUAGUAGCGGUGGGAGUGGUGACGGCGGUGGUGGCAGCAGUGGGAGUAGUAGCAAUCACUGUGGAGCUGUUCGGUGGGGAGUGUCUGGCGCUGGUCACAUGCAGCUGCAGCGGUGUCCGAGCGAGACCCUUACGCCCCGGCAGCUGCAUGAGUGGUACGCUCAGAGUUGGGGGUGUAGGACUACUGCUCGCUGCCCGUACGUCAUUUGCACAGCAUUGUCUGCUGGAGGUGCUGGAGCCGCUAGACCCGGAGGUGCUCGUACUGGAGGUACUAGAGCUGCUGGGGCUGGAGGUGCUGCGUCUGGGGGUGCUACUGCUGGUGACGCUGGUGCUGGCGGUGCUGGCGCUGGAUGUUCUGCGGCUGCUGGUGGUGCUGGCGCUCGAGGAGCUGGAGCUGGAGGGUCUGGAGCUGCUGGAGGCACUGGAGCUACUGGUGCUGGUGGCACUGCUGCGCAGCGACUGUUCUUCUCUCCGCCGUCACCGUCGUCUCUGUCGCCUCUUGACACAGUGCUUCGCCAGGUUCUUACCCUGCUGUCUUCCACUGGCCUACCGUUACAGCCGAGCUCCCCCCUGCCUGCUCCCUCUCCUUACACUGGGCUGACAGGAGGUCUUACUGAGCGUCGCGAGCCUGCGUCCCGUCCUGUCUCGCCUGUUCGCACUGGUCGCACUGGUCGCACUGGUCGUGUUAGUCGUGAGCGUCCUCCUCCUGUCCCUGGCACGCACAUUAUGGCACUUCGUCCUUCCUCUGUUCCACAGCGUGUUCCUCUGCCGUCUCCUCCUGCGUCUUUGUUGCCUGACGUUCUAGACCCUGAGCAUGACCGGUUUCGUGCUGAGCACCCUACUGUCACGCGUCUGCUAGCCACUGUUGUCACUGACCCGUCGUUUGAGUCUGCUGAUGCGUCUGCCUUAGUCGCUGAGCUUGUUGACUUUGCUGCUGCCUGUCGUCUAGACUACGCUGCUAGCCUUGUUGCUGAGUCUGAGUCUUUCUGUCCUCCGUCCGUCGGGGGUGAGUGUGCUCUUGGCACGGACGUCCUUGACGACAGGCACGAAGACCUUGAGUGUCUUGCAGCCGCUGCGCCUCAUCUCGUGGCCAUGCUGCUUGCCCCUGAGGGAGACCCGGAUGCUGUAGACAUCCCGACCCCGCGCUCUUACGCUGAGGCGAUCGCGGGUGAGUACUCCUCUCAGUGGCAGGCAGCCAUGGACGCAGAGAUGGCAUCCUAG